AUGUCCGCCAGGGCCUGGCCCAAAGGUCGAGGAAAGGGCCACCAGGAUAAAGACUUCCACCGAAGGCGAAGCAAAGGCCACAAGGAGGACUCUGACACGAGCUCCAAUGUCGACGGCUCCAAGCCCAAGACCCAAGGGCAGGAGCUUGAGAAUGACCAGUGGAGAUCCUCCAACUGGACAGACCUCCCAGAAGGAUGGAACACGGACGAGUUGCCGGUAGAAGACUGGCCUUCCCCUGUGCCAUGGCCGCCCCAGGAUCCAGCUUGGUGGGCCGACCUGGCCUCACAGCUUCCUGCUGCUUGGGGAACAGGAGCUAUUUCAUCUGCAAGGGUGAAGGGCCUGGAAGCCAUUUUGUCGCCAUUCUCGGAGGGGCCCGGCGGCACCGAGUCGGACUUCGACGGUCUCCAGCCGGAUCCUGCAAUCAGCCCAGAUGCGUUUCCGGCCGAUCCGACAACGCUCUGGGGGUACGCCAACGACGGCUCUGCAAGGAAGCUCGGCGGAAGACAGUGGGUUCUCGCAGAAGAGAGGCCGCCAUGUGAAGCAUCCCCUACAGAUGACUUCGUCUCGGCAGAAGUGCUUCUUGGACGCUGGGUGGAUUCGCAGGGCCACUCUAUUCACGUCCUUUCCACGGACGCAUUCAAUGUUCGGCUGCUCGCGACAUUGAGAAAGACGAUGUGUCCGGACAAGCAUCUGGCAUUGAAGCCAAUCAGGCUGGGUGGAGGGUGGCAGUGCGGGCACUCGAUCCUGGAUCCUUCCUGGAGUACCUCAGCGCAGCUCCACUGGGUUGCGGGGGACGGCCACGUCACCGUGUGGGUACGACCCCCGCAGGCGAAGGGCAAAGAGAAGCCGCAGGAUGUGGAGGUGCAGGCCUCCGAGACAUCCUCCUAA
Molecule: messenger RNA, 888 nt
Organism: Symbiodinium sp. CCMP2592
Lineage: Eukaryota; Dinophyceae; Suessiales; Symbiodiniaceae
Source: the annotation of a GenBank genome assembly